Molecule: messenger RNA, 1512 nt
Organism: Symbiodinium natans
Lineage: Eukaryota; Dinophyceae; Suessiales; Symbiodiniaceae
Source: the annotation of a GenBank genome assembly
AUGGCUAGCCCAGACAGCCAAGAGACCCUGACCCUCGACGGUGAGGCAGAAGUUGAGGAGACUCUAGUCAUGCCCGAGAAUCCUCCUGCUGCUGCAGAGACACCAGCAGCAACAACGUCGGCAGAGCAUCCGGCUGCAGUGCCUGCCAACAAAGUGGAGGUGCCAUCGGGUGUGAACAUGUCGCUUGCCGUGGAGAACUAUGCAAAGCACCAUUCCCUUUCCCCGGACGAUGUGAGUCAUGCCCAGGUGCUGAACUCUGUUGAAGGGGUCUACCAUUGGUGCACUGCACAUCAGGACAUGUCGGCACGGGGCCCAGCAGCCCAAGCCCUGAAGAGGGCUUUGAAGUGGCAGCCCGAUCUUGAGAAAGCUUAUGGCUUGUUAAAGGACUCAAUGAAAGUGGACUUUAGGAAGGCUUGGAGUUCCACAAAGAAGUUCGACUUCGUUCGCUCCGAGAAAUCCAGUUCCAACAGCUUUCUCAAGAGAAGAGAGGAGGCUGGCCGCUUCGUGACGGAACUCCAACUCUUGGCCAUUUUGGGGGGCGAUUGCCCAGAGGCGAAACGACAGUGCCAGCACUACAUGCAGAUGUGCAGCCGGCCCGAGCUCAAGGAGUAUUGCACAGUCUACAACACGUGGCUGGAUGCCCCGACGUUCUUCUGGGUCCAGACCCUCAUUUCCACAUCGAAUGUGCAAGAGUGGAAGGCUAAGGUAACCAUCGAGGCCACGGACGUGCUCCCAAAUUCGUGGGCUGCCAAGAUCGAGGCCUGUAAAGCUAUGAGGGCUUACUCGGUGCAGGAGAAUGUGAGGCUGCAAGAUGUCACAGAGGACAUGGUCAAGGCCACACAGCUCGGCUUGAAGGGGUACGCAUCCCUCUACAGCACCCUUCCUGCAGCUGCUCCCAAGAAAGGAGGCGAUGGAACCAACAAUCAUCCUGCACCCCCGGCCCCGCCUGGGAACAAGAGGAGGCGAGGCGAGCCAGAUGCAGCCGAUGAUUCAGUGCCUGCCGAGCCCGAGAAGAAGGCCCGAGGAAAGAAGGACAACACGGGCGCAAAGAAGGAGAAGGAGGUCAAGGAGUUCCUUGCUAUGGAGCAAGCAGCAGACAACGUCAUGAGUAAGCUGGCUACUGCUAUGGGCAAAGAUCCUUCUUGGUAUGCUUGGGCGACCGAAGCCGUUACAAAGUACAAGGCACACAGGACAACCUUGCUUCGGGGCUACUGUGACGAGGCUUUUUUUCAAGCGGUCAAAGUGGCCGCUCUCAGUCCCAAAGAGACUGCAAAGCUAAAGAAAGAGUAUCAGGAUGAGUAUGUAGGCAAGUUGGUUCAGUUCGUGACGACAAUGGGGCCACUUAUUCAGCAGAUGGCUGAAACGGCUUUCCAGAUUGAACACAUGGCUUCAGCCAAACGCUCGGCUGCUGAGAGCUUGAAAAGCCAGUGGCAAGCCCCGAAAGCAAAAGCAAAGCCCAGGUCCAAACGUGUCAGUCGCACGAGCUCGUCCAAGAGUUUGCCCUCUGUGUAG